AUGGCAUCAACCUCCCACGAGGCGCCAGCGCCAGCGCCAACAGACCCCUCCAAAACAAUCGAACUAAACGGCAAAAAAUACGAACCCGUCCAAGAAGGUCUCGCAACAAUCCUGAAACCCGUCACAGACGAACCAUCAAAAAUAAAGCCCCGCGGCAGCGGAUUUGAGCAGCAAGUCUCGGUGUUCUACAACCCCAUUCAGCAAUUCAAUCGUGAUUUGAGUGUGCUUGCGAUCAAGGUAUUCGCGAAGCAUCAUGUUGCACUUAUACAGCAGCAGAACGCGAAUAAGAAGUUGAGGAGGAAGAAGGCGAAGGGGAAGAAGAGGAAGAGGGAAGAUGGAGAGGAAACUUUGGGUGCUGGUGGUGAGGAGGGAGGGGAGGUGACAAAGAAGCAUCAUGGCGAUGGCCAAGAGCAGGGUGCGGAUGAAAUUGUGUCGGCGGUCGUGCCUCCGGAGACAGAAGCUGAUCCUGCUUCGACAACAAAGCCGGUCAAGUUCCAGAUCCUCGAUGCGCUAUCUGCCACUGGCCUGAGAGCGCUGCGAUACGCCAAAGAAAUCCCUGAAGCGACACGGAUCGUCUCCAAUGAUUUGUCCGCUGCAGCCGUAGAAGCUAUCAAACUAAACAUCAAAUACAACGAAGUCGAAAACAUCGUCCGACCCAACGUCGGCGAUGCGCGCGCAUACAUGUACAGUCUCCAAGGCGAAAAUAAUGCGAACGAUGGAAACGGGAAAAAAUUCAAUGUCAUCGAUCUCGACCCUUAUGGUAGUGCAGGAAUGUUCCUAGACGCUGCGGUUCAGGCAGUGAAUGACGGAGGUAUGCUUUGCGUAACAUGCACGGAUGCAGCAGUAUUUGCGUCUACGGGAUAUCCUGAGAAGACAUAUGCGCUGUACGGAGGUAUACCCGUACGAUUACCGCAUGGACAUGAAGUUGGGCUUCGACUCAUUCUUCAUGCCAUCGCGAGUGCGGCGGCCAAAUACGGUCUCUCCGUUGAACCUCUUCUUUCAUUGUCGAUUGAUUACUACGCUCGAGUCUUCGUGCGCGUUCACAAGUCUCCUAUCGAAGUCAAGGCUUUGUCUAGUACCACGAUGCUAAUGUACAGCUGUGACUCGGGCUGUGGUGCAUGGACAACGCAGUAUUUGACCAACACCAAGGUCAAAACGGCCAAGGACGGUCAUGUCCAUACUAAUUACUGCCUGGGACAGGCUCCUACGACAUCACCGUGUUGCGAGCAUUGCGGAUUCAAGACACAUUUGGCCGGUCCUAUGUGGGGAGGACCGUUGCACAAUCCUGACUUCAUUCAAAAGAUCCUUGAUUUAAUACCUGAGGUCGACCCAAAGACGUAUCGUACCUUGUACCGAAUUGAGGGGAUGUUGACAACCGCCCUGGAAGAGGAUCUGGAUCUAGCUGCUACGCCUCAUGGAUCUCAAUCCGAAGACACAACUGCAGAAACCAAAGAAGAGCCGAAACCAGAAGAAUCAGAACCAACCCCCAUAAUCCCCCGUCUCUCACCAGCUCUCAGAGAAAAAUAUCCGUUUUUUGUCAGUCUGAGCGCCCUCGCAAAAGUAUUGCACACCCAAACAGUACCCAUCAACUUGUUCCGGGGUGCGUUGCAUGGUUUGGGUUAUCGCACAACGCGCAGCCAUACGCGACCCAACAGCGUGCGCACCGAUGCACCGUGGGACGUUCUGUGGGAAAUCAUGCGCGAAUGGCUUCGUCAGGAUGCGCCGCCACCAUCAAAGGAGGCAACUCGAGAGCGAUAUAAACCCGGUAGUGCGGGCGCAGGAAUCAUGAAGAAGGAUAGGUCACUAUUCGCUGAGAGUAGUGCACUCGAUGCACUGAAAACAGAACUUGAGACAGCGCUACGAGAAGGGAAAGAUGUUGCUGAUCUUACGAUGAGGAUUGAGGCGGCGCUGUAUCGAAAGGGCCGUUCUGAACCUUCUCCUCCUGCUGCAGAAUCAACAACUGCUACAACUGCUGCGGCAAGAGAAGAGAGACCACACCCCAGCACACUGACAAUAACAUUUGACGAAGCCCUGGGCAAGAAUUUCUCGACUGAGCUCAGGAAUAAGAAAAAAGUGGUUCGGUAUCCGCUCAAUCCGGAGCUGAAUUGGGGACCUAUGAGCAAAGCGACGGGGCGUUAG
Messenger RNA from Talaromyces marneffei, 2139 nucleotides. RefSeq lists its product as uncharacterized. The coding region runs from base 1 to 2139 and encodes 712 amino acids. Gene Ontology annotation, cellular component: nucleus. The record is from RefSeq and is a predicted model, not a curated record. Lineage: Eukaryota; Fungi; Ascomycota; Eurotiomycetes; Eurotiales; Trichocomaceae. The transcript has a single exon. Gene Ontology annotation, biological process: tRNA N2-guanine methylation. Gene Ontology annotation, molecular function: RNA binding.